CUCUCACGCACACAGAUACACAAACAGCAGCAGCCUCGCGCACUGCUGGAGCUUUUAGAGCCAAGCUGAAGAGAAGAGAAGAAAAGAGAAGGAUGUCUGUGGCAGCGAAGAAAGGAAUAAGCGUUAAAGCAGAGUCCAGAAAAUGCGCAGCGCGCUUCUGGAGGCUCUUCCCUCACCUUCUGCUGUGUCUGUCCCUGGUCGCGUACGCUGCGCUCGGCGCGCUCAUGUUCCAGUACAUCGAGGGUGGGAGCGAGUCCACGACCCAGCAGGAGUACCACGAGUUCUUGGGUGAGAUUGUCACCAACGUCCAGAACAUCUCCGGUAACGCCUCCGCCACGCGCCAGGACAUCAUUAAACAUGUGGAGAUAAUUAUGCAACACAAGUUCAAGUCUAUUUGGCUCCAGAGACCUGACAGGUGGAAUUUCUUUGGCUCCAUGUUCUUCUGCUGCACAGUUUUCACCACAGUGG
This is a messenger RNA of Solea senegalensis (Senegalese sole), 468 nucleotides long. Its product is annotated as potassium channel subfamily K member 18-like. Gene Ontology annotation, cellular component: membrane. Gene Ontology annotation, molecular function: potassium ion leak channel activity. The record is from RefSeq and is a predicted model, not a curated record. The annotation marks the transcript as partial. Gene Ontology annotation, biological process: stabilization of membrane potential; potassium ion transmembrane transport. NCBI's taxonomy places the organism in Eukaryota, Metazoa, Chordata, Actinopteri, Pleuronectiformes, Soleidae. The transcript is spliced from 2 exons.